Eimeria mitis is the source of this 507-nucleotide messenger RNA. RefSeq lists its product as uncharacterized. The record is from RefSeq and is a predicted model, not a curated record. Lineage: Eukaryota; Apicomplexa; Conoidasida; Eucoccidiorida; Eimeriidae.
AUGAAGGACGAAAGUUUGAAGCUGAUCGGGGCUGCUCCCGCGCUUGCUGAAGUACCAACAAAUGUAAUGCCGGCAACAACUAGUGCAACGCCUGCAGCAGUAGCAGAAGCAGCAACCGCGGAGCCAGACCCAGGUUGUGGAGACGUCACAGUCUCGUUGACAGGGGCAGAAUGCAGCAGUCGGCAGAGCUGCAGAAGCAGCAGCCUUCUGCAGUUUGCAUCAGCAACCAAAGUACAGCAAAAGCACGCUUUCUGCAAGGACCCGCCGGCAGCCGCUGUGCGCAGAGAUCUCGUCACCAAGACGCGCUUUGCUCACCGCACGAAGCUCGUUUCUACUGCCGAAUGCUCCGCCCCUCCAUUCUUUUCUCUUAAAUCUUUGCUCACCGCACGAAGCUCGUUUCUACUGCCGAAUGCUCCGCCCCUCCAUUCUUUUCUCUUAAAUCGUCUGCAGCAGCAGCAGCAACGGCAACCGGACACCCCGCAGCAUCCGCAGAGCAACGGGCAUUGA